UGCAGCGAGUUCAUGUGUCCGUAAAGGCGGCACGAUAUGACCGAAACACUGCUGACCGCGUAGACUUAACAGUGGGACAGUGUACCUACAGUAACCGGGCAGCUCCGACAAAAUGUCUGUGUCUUUAAAAAGAAACUCUUCGCCGAGUGGUGCAUGAUGUCAGGCAGUCCGUACACUGUUCAUGUGAGCGGCGUUCACUUCCUGCAAAGGGACCAGAAGCGGGCAGAGAGAGAGAGAGCGAGAGAGAGAGAGCGAGAGAGAGAGAGAGGGAGAGUAAGAGAGAGAAAGAGAGAGUGGGAUAGAGAGAUGGGGGACGAGCGGCCAAGAUAGGACGAGAGUGAUAGAGUGAGCCAGCGGACGAGAGGGGGAAACCGGGGCCUGUUUUUUUUUUUUUUUUUAUAAAAACAACCCCGCAAACUUUAUAGGUUAUCCGAAGAGAAAGCCUGCUGCCACAUCUGCGCCAGCUGACAGCCGCAGUUUAUGGAAUAGCGACAUAUCGGCGGCACUUGUUGAAUUCAACCCUUGGAGAAUAGAGAGAGGGGAGAGAAACAGAGAGAGAUAAUGACAGGGAGGCAGAGGGAGGCUUUGAGACAGCGGUAGAAGAGACAGUGAGCAGAGAGAAUGGGGCUUUGGAGGAUAUAGAGAUAGAAGAAGAAGAAGGCUGGGUGAAGACAGACAGAGAAAAGUCAGACAGCAAAGAGGAUCAUCUUUGAGACAGUGGGAAUGACACUUUAAGUGAAAGAGAGAGUCGACCAGACGGAGUACAUCAGAGUGCUCUCCCUCAUCUAUAACUACUCCUCUUCUGUCCUGGUCCUGACUGCUGCUGGUGUGUUUGUGUGUGCCCAAGACUCCAUGGUGUGUUUUUAACCAGAAGACUGGCUUACACAGAUGCCUCUCUCAGUGGCAGAGUCUACAGUGAAUAUCUGAAACCCCAUCUUCCUUUUUGGCCAACAUGUCCCAGCUGCUCCAUGUGGAGAUCCCAAACUUUGGAGCCACAGUUCUGGGCUCCCUCAAUGAGCAGCGCCUGCUGGGACACUACUGCGAUGUAUCCAUCCUGGUCAAAGGUCAGGCUUUCAAAGCCCACCGGGCCGUUUUGGCUGCCAGCAGCCUCUAUUUUCGUGACCUCUUCAGCAGCUCCACCAAGACCCAGUUUGAGUUGCCCUCCUCAGUCACACCUGCUUGCUUUGAGCAGAUCCUCACUUUCUGCUAUACAGGGAAGCUAACAAUGGCAGCUAGUGAACAGCUAGUGGUCAUGUACACAGCUGGCUACCUCCAAAUUCAGCAUAUAGUUGAAAAAGGCAUGGACCUAAUGUUCAAGGCAAACUCACCUCACUGUGACUCGCAAACAGCAGGGUCUUUAGAGGAAACGGGAUCUGAGCCGCAGAGUCCUUGUAAUAAUGGUAACGGACUAGCGGUGGCUGCCCUUUUGGGAACCCCAGGCUGGUCUCCUUCCCUACUCAUGCCGCAGCGUAAGAUUAAACUGGAAGGCGGUGACCCGACGCCCUUGACAAUACCCUCGACACAAAGCAAGAUUUCGUCUUCGGAGUUGGGGAGUCGGCUGGCGAGGGCCAGUUCACUGUUCUACUCAACGGCUGGCGGGACCCCCAUCCCUGGUAUGCCUUCUUACCACCUUCAAGGGGCCAGUGGUGGUGGAGCAGGAGGAGGAGUUGAAAGGUCCAGUCCUGGAGCGUCCAGCCUGCCAACCACUGACAGUCCUACAUCCUACCAGAAUGAGGAUGAGGAGUUUGAGGAAGAGCCCUAUGAUGGGAUCACAGAGGAUGCUUACAGUCAUCUCUAUGGGCGUUCAGCUAACCCCUAUGGGAUCCAGGACAAGCCAGAGAUGGCAGCGGUGCCCUUGGCCUUGGAGAACCGCAACUGUGUGCUGAUCCGCAGGGACCUGGUGGCACUGCCUGCAAGUCUCAUCAGCCAGAUAGGCUACCGCUGCCACCCUAAGCUCUACUCUGAGGGGGACCCUGGGGAGAAGCUGGAAUUGGUAGCUGGUACACAGGUGUUCAUGACUCGAGGCCAGCUGAUGAACUGUCAUCUAUGUGCUGGUAUCAAACACAAAGUCUUGCUCCGCCGUCUGCUAGCCACGUUCUUUGAUAGAAACACUUUAGCCAAUAGCUGUGGGACAGGUAUCCGUUCUUCAACUAGUGACCCCAGUAGGAAACCCCUGGACAGCAGGGUCCUCAACGCUGUCAAACUCUACUGUCAAAAUUUCAACCCUAACUUCAAGGAAAGUGAAAUGAAUGUGAUUGCUGCUGACAUGUGCACAAAUGCGAGGCGUGUCCGCAAGCGAUGGUUGCCCAAGAUCAAGUCCAUGCUGCCUGAUGGCAUGGAGGUGUACCGUGCAGGAAUGGGCAUGGGUGCCGCUGUGGGUCUGGGCCUGGCGCUGGGUGCUCCCCAACCAGGGGUAACCCUACCCUUCGAGCCUGACUUCAAGACCCUAGAGCAGAGGUUGUAUCCAGAUCGCAAGGACCCUCUCAGGACUCACCCACCGCUGACAGAGGACAGCCCUGGGUCAGGGGCUGCUGGAGCAGAGGCUGAAGGUGAAGGUGAAGGAGUAGCCCACGAGGAACAGGAGGAAGAUGAGGAUGAAGCUGGGUUAGAGGGUGUAGACGGAUCACUGGGGGCGCCAACUUUGAUCCCAGGAGCUGAGGCAGGCAAUUGUGGUGACACGCCGCCUGAGCAGGAAGUGGAAAGUUUUGGACAAGGUCUUAGGGUGAACGGACAGUGAAUGUCCCUUGGGCUGCCUCUCACAUUGUGAAAUCUGUUUUUAACACCGCAUUUUCUUUUGCUUGCUCUCUUACUCUAACAUCUCGUCCACCACUCUUUCUUCUCCUCUGUGCUUCCUCAACAGGAAUAAUUCAGCACAAAAAGCUGCGCUCGUAGGUCUUACUAUACAGGAAUUUGUCACACAUGCAUGUGCACACGUGUGCUUGUGUACACGCUAAUUACUGAUAGUGGAAGUAGAACAGCGAUAGUAGAAGUAGACACAGGCAUGGCAUUAGCACAUUGAGAAAAUCAGUCCUUUCUGCUCCACCCUUUUCUUCGUAUAUUCCGUAUUUACUCAGUAUUGCGGCACCCGCAGCAAUAUUACAAAGACCUGAUAGCAGAACAAAUGGCUGUAAUGAUUCAUCAUUUCAGUGUAAUACAAAAACUAACAGCUGCUUUGCUGGCAGUUUAUGGAGUGUGGUAUAAUGGUUUGUAAAAUGAUUCCGUUUUCUUGGAAAGCUGCAUCUGAAAAUAACCCAUGUAACCUUGGGAAAAAACAGAUGAGAGAAACACAGCUCACUUAGAAAGCAGCUUAUUUUGCCGUGUUUGACCACUUUACAUCAUAUUGUUGUAUGAUAAAUAAUGUAUGAAUAUAUAACAAAAACAAAGACUACAAUAUGGUUAACGGUCAAGUACUGUAUAACCACCAUUACAACUACACAACAGAACAGUUUUCUUUUCUGUUAAAACAGCGCGUCAUUUUUAUGAUAAAGUUGAGGAGAGGUUUUUCUGCGAAACCUAAUGACAUCUCCAGAAUCUAACAAAUAAUCACAUGGAGUUGUUUUUUCAUGCAUAUUUGCCCAUGACAUAUUGGAUUAGAUUGUCAAUGUGAUGCCUGUGUCUGCUCCAGACCGCCCCUCCCAACCACACACAUACAGAUACACACUCACACAUGUGCGCACAUUUCUCCCCUUAUGAUACUAGCCUUUAAUAUCUGCAUCAAGGCAUUAAAAACACAGUCCCGAAAAAAAUAAAUGUAACAAUGCUUUUUAACUUUGAAAGUUUUGUCAUUUUACAUCAUUGUGUCUUGGAGAUACAGAGAGAGACAUGAAAAAGAACACAACAGCUUGCGUGCAUGAAUACAAACAAUGGAUACAGAGAAUUAUUGAAAACAACAACAAAACCACAAACCUGCAUAUAAAUAAGAAAACAGCUACUGUUGCCUCGACAUAUGCCAUUAAUACACAAAAGGACUUAUUAUCCCAUUUCUUACUGGGAUCUGACCUCAGUCUGACAGAUGUUAGAACUGACCUGGGUGUGACCCAGGAUUGACUGUGUUUGACACAGUAUCGUUUGGAUUUUCUUUUUUAACUACGGAGCGUGCUGUCACCACGGGUAGAAGAGACUGAUACUAUAUGGAGUAGUAAGAGGAAGAGCACUACACUGAGUGGUAGAAGGAAACAUGUCAGAGAGAAGCACUGUUUCACCUUGAUGUGGUGGUGUGAUUGGCACCAAGACUACAUAGUCCUGCUUCCAUCCUUUUUUUUGUUUUUCCUUUUUUUUCCUAGGGGGUUGGGGGGUAAAUUAUUGAAUAAACAUAUAAGAGCAAUUUCUGCUGGCUUAUUGCAUUUGCACACAAAAAAAAAAAAAAAAAGGUUAAAGGGUGGGAAACUAAGGAGUUUGGCAAAAUGUGACUGUACUAAAGACUGAAAAUUUCCUCCACCUCACCUGAUAAGUCGUUUUAGUUAGAGGAUUGUGGGUUUGGAAGGAGAAAAUUUGUCAUACUAAUUUUCUUUUCUUUUUUUUUUUUUUAAAUUGAUAUCUGUUUUCAUGCUUUCUGCCACGCAUAGGGAAUCAGUCAAAAUAGCCUUCCUUUGUUGUUUUGUGCAUUGAUUUUACGAGAUAUGCUGUUAUGUUUUCCUCUGUUUUCUGGGUUUUCCUGAUCAGUGUCGAAGCACAUUUUAAACACAAGUUCCGACCAUCAAAUUUAGAUUAAGGAACGAACCAAAAAGAUUUUACGGCACCAACAUUUUUGAAAGAAAAAUCUAAUGAAUCAGUUUUUUUUCCACUGCAGUAAUUGAUGGCAGAAACUAACAACCAAGCAGAAACACAGUAUAUGCCCCUGAUAUAUUUAAUCUGUCUGUUUAUGCGUCAGUGCUGUGCCACAAGGUUGGGCCAGGGCCAGGUUAUUCUUUGUCUGUGUUCUACGUAUGUAUCUGGUUUCAGACUUUUUAGGGGAAGCUUUAAAAUGGCCCUGCACAAGAAACACAGGGUUAUAAUUGCACUAGCUAAUAAUAAAGACGUUUACAGUAUCUUUUUAUUUUUUUUCUUUUGGAAGAAAUGUGAUCUGCCAUAGGUAAAACAGGGCCGUGAUAGAAUGGCUGAGAUGAUGAAUGAAUGUAAACUGUAGCACUGCUUUGGUGAAGGGGUUCAAGCCUUGAUUGAAUAUACUCAAAUACUUUUUAUAUGGCUCACUUUUUCCUCAAUUGUAUACUUAAAUAUGGGCCAUACUAUAAUAAUAAUUUGACUGUGAGGCUGGGUGACUUUGUGAUUUUUUAAACUGAUGUGAACAGGUCUUCCAAUGUGGUAAAUACCAGGGAGCAUUUAUCUAAUAUACAGAAAACUGAGCAGAGUUUGAGCUUUUAUUACUUUAUUUGUUUAUUCUAUUCUUAUCCCAGCAAGCUCCUCGUUUUUUAAAAUACUUUGACAGUUAUGUAUGUCUCUAAUGUUGAAAUGUUCACAAAACUGAGAGAUCCUGAACUGUUCUGUAAAUAUAUACGUCAAUAUUUAGCAAACUAUUUGUUUAUAGUUUUUUAAAUUAUGAAUUAUGAAGCUUAAGUUCCUAAAGUUGCUCUUGUAAAAAAAUUAAAUAAAGAUAUUGAGUUGUUUAUUGGAGCCAUUACCUAAUUACUGGACUUUUGAGAGGAUCACCUGCACUUCUGAUUUUGUAAACCAAGGUAACAGUCUUCCCAAAAUGUAUGCGCAUAUAAUUUUGGAAUAAAACCAAAUUUACAGUUAUUGUUUUAGAUAACAAAAUAACAUGCAACUCAAUCAGCCUGCCGCCCAAAAUCUGAAACCUGUGCACUCCACUGUUAAACCGUGCAGUAAGUAUAACAUAAGUUCAUUCUGUUUUUCUGUCAUUGUAUUUUCAUGCACAAUAAGUCUAUGCUUUUCAUUUUACUAAGAUCUAUUCUGGAAUAGACAGAAUUGUGCAUGGCCAGUACUUUAAGUUAGAGGAACAAUGAUAUAAAGUCCAAUUAAAACAAAGCAGUAAAUAAUAUAGGGUGGGAAACAUUGAUAUACUCCACUGUAGUGAUAAAGGGGUUUGGAGCAGUGCCUUAGACUGUGACUGUGUGGGUGUGGAUGUUGUGAUGUGACUUUUAUGUCUAGAUACGAACAAGAUAAAGUACCUGCAACGGUAGAUCCUCCUUUACUUAAGUUAUAAUUCUGCCAAAAUUGACCCCCAAGAACCUUGCUCAGUCUAAUGUAAUAAAAAGAAUUGCCAUCAUCUCCAGCCCAAUUAAGUUGAAAUAUUUUAUAACUUACUGCACUAAGAUGCAUUCAGCACCCAAUCAGCAACAACUUGGAUUCCCUGGACUGACAUCCUCACACUAGUUAUAUGAUUGACUGACCACCCAAAAAACUAUAUAAAAAUAUAUGAUAUCUAGUCAACCCUGUUUUUGAGGAGCUUCCCUUUGGAAUAGUCUUCCUCACAAAACAGUGUCAUAUGCAUAAAGUUUUUUACAUUUAUUUUCCCUGAUGCAUUCACAUUUCAGCUUGUUCAAAGUUUGAUUGCUUUACUACAAAAUGUGUCCGACUCUGACCUGGCCAAUAAAAAAAACCCCAACCUUUUUAGGAAAAUCUUUUUUUUGUUGUUGCUUCUCCUCUGCUUAGGGUCUUUUUUUUCUUGUCCAGGGUGAAUUUGAACGUGAAUGUUGCACUAUACUGUAAACUGAGAAACUCUCACAGAAUGUCAUGGCUUGGGAGGAUGAGCUCUAUUUGUGGUGGCUGAAAGAAAGGGUCCUGUUAAAUGUAUGUUAUGUUAUGUAUUUCUAUAUCUUUGAUUGAAAGUUUCCUUCACAGCAAACUCUGUAGUUAAGAUUUUUUUUUUUUUUAUUCAGUGAAAGACUUUUUUGCCAUUGACAUAGAGGAUCAUUGAAAAUGACAAAAUAAGAGAUCGGAUGGGAUUGUUGGUUGAAAAGAACAUAUUUUCACAUUUAUUUGCCAAUAAAUUGUUCUUUACUUUCUAAAACCUUAUAUAGUGCUCUGUUCAUCCCCCAUUACUGUCAAACUAAUGGGCACAGUAGUCUUUGUUCCAUUGAGUGGUUUAUCCUGAAAACAAUACAUUUAUAUGCAAAGAGACACUUGUAUCAUAAAAUGCAUGCCAUUCAGACACUCACUCUAACCCAAUGAAACCUCUGAUCUUUAUGCACCAUGUAUUUUAUGCUGAAUAACUAUUGUCACUGUUAGCAAACAAAGACUGUGGAGUCUUGCAACAAGAAGGGUUGUCUUUUUAUCACACACCCUGGCCUUUUAUUGAAUGUUUGGGUAAGGUUUCAUCUAUUACGAUAAUGAUGGCAAAGUAGUGAUAAAGAGUGGACGACAUUGACUAACUACCCAGUUGAGUGUGCAUUUAAAACUUCAGCAGACUCAGAAAAAAUGCACUAAAAGUUUGUGUGUGUAUGUAUGUGUCCUUGAACAUAAUGCCAGCACUUUAGCAACUACUUAGUCAAGUGAAAGAAAUAAGAACAGAGUGACCGGGAGUUAGGCGAGUGAGGAGAAAACGCAACUUUUAAAGCCAUGUGUUCAGAGCGCUGACAAUCAGAGUAGGGAUGAGACCCAAAGUGCAUUAUGGGAGAUCUGACAUGACUUGCUGUGCUCUUGCUGUUUGCUUUGUCUUUCUCCAGCUUGCUUUGGUCUGUGCUAGCUUACUUUCCAGAGUGGAGGCGACAUAGUAAUGUUAACUCCAGCCUUCUUGGUUAUAAGUGUGUGUCUCUGCAACAAGGACUGACGGAUAUUUGACUGAUACCUUGGUGCUUCAUGAACAGAGCUGUCCCAUGUUGACAUGGACCAUAUCUGUAAUGCUCUGGUAAGCGUGGGCCGAACUUGGUCCUCAGUCUGGGCUUAUUGGUGACCUCUCAAUGGACAGUCCAUUCGACAAAAAAGGAUCUUAUCAUGCAACCCUACACUUUGAUCAUGGUAAUGUUCUUCACUAUCAACAGGGCUUGGACCAGGCAAACUGGGAUGGGACAAUAUCAGUGUUGAUACUGCUUUAUGUUUCAAAUGAAAAAUGUUAAAAUGUGUAUGCGCCUUCUGACUCAAGCAUCGAUAAUAUAUACGACAGAAAUGCAAGUUGCCACUUUUGAUGUUGCAUAAGAAUCUACCUUUCAUUCCCAUCAUGGUAUUUGCCAUCACCAGUUUCAAUUGUGUAGUCCAAGAGUACCUGAUUUCUUUAAAUGCAAUACAGAAAAAUCUGCUUUCUAAUAAAAGUCCUUACUUCACCACA
Molecule: messenger RNA, 8221 nt
Organism: Morone saxatilis (striped sea-bass)
Lineage: Eukaryota; Metazoa; Chordata; Actinopteri; Moronidae
Product: nucleus accumbens-associated protein 2
Exons: 8
Coding region: 953-2737 (594 amino acids)
Biological process (GO): regulation of transcription by RNA polymerase II
Molecular function (GO): RNA polymerase II cis-regulatory region sequence-specific DNA binding; protein binding; DNA-binding transcription factor activity, RNA polymerase II-specific
Source: RefSeq, a predicted model, not a curated record